Messenger RNA from Bipolaris maydis ATCC 48331, 849 nucleotides. RefSeq lists its product as uncharacterized. NCBI's taxonomy places the organism in Eukaryota, Fungi, Ascomycota, Dothideomycetes, Pleosporales, Pleosporaceae. The record is from RefSeq and is a predicted model, not a curated record.
AUGAGUACAUCCAUUCUCAGUCCACCUAUGCCAGUCGCGCCACUUGAGAAGACUGUGACUAGACCGAGCGUUCCAUUACCAAAAAGUCUUAUAGAGAAAAACAUCCUGAAGGAGCGCAUCUCGUUCGACCCAGCUAUGCAUCUUAGCUACAAAACCGUUCCUAAAGCCAUAACAAUGAAGGACAUAGGAUAUGAAGGUUAUGGGAUCUCUCCAUUAGCCGUAUCAGAGCCGUUCCCGCUCUUCACGGAGGAUGCUAUCAACCAAAUGCGCGCAGAGGCUUUCACGCCGGAAGUUCUGAAUAACUGCCUAGUCUCAUCUAGUUUCGCGAAACAUAUGAUUCGGGCGUAUGCACCGAAGUACGCGACAUUUGCCUGGGAAGCAUGGCACAAUAAGAAAGUACAAGCAAUCAUUUCUGACAUUGCUGGUGUAGAGCUGGUACCCACUCUCCCCUGCGAUGUCGGCCACAUCAAUGUGUCAUUUGGCUCGGAUGACAAGUCACAGCUAGGCGCUGACGAGACACCUGCAUUCGGAUGGCAUUUUGACAGUACUCCGUUCGUCUGCGUCACCAUGCUUUCCGACUGUACCCAGAUGAUUGGAGGGGAAACUGCCAUCAAGACAGCUUCGGGUGAGAUAAUCAAAGUGCGAGGGCCAACAAUGGGAACUGCUGUGAUCAUGCAAGGCCGAUACAUUGAGCAUCAGGCAUUGAAAGCAUUCGGUGGCAAAGAACGCUUGGCUAUGGUGACAUCGUGGCGACCGAAGUCGCCGUUCAUCUCAGACCAGACGGUGCUAACUGGUCAUUUAAUUUACACUGAGUACAAACUGCAUGCGCUGUUAACUCGAAAGUUUUGA